AUGUACAGCUUUAUGGGUGGAGGGCUGUUCUGUGCAGGAGUGGGGAACAUCCUCCUGAUUGUUUCCACAGCAACCGAUUACUGGAUUCAGUAUCGGCAGUCCAGCAACUACAUGCACCAGGGCCUGUGGCGCUACUGUAUGCCAGGCAAAUGCUUCCCACACAGCGACAGCAUCGCUCACUUAGAUGCCACCCGCGCCCUCAUGAUCCUCUCUCUUUUGGCCUGUUUCAUUGGAAUCAUCAUCGGCAUUAUGGCCUUCAUCCAUUACUCCUCCUUCGACAGGUUUGACAAAACCUUUGCUGCAGGCAUAUUGUUUUUCAUCGCAUGCUUUUUAGUGUUUCUAGCUAUGGCCGUGUACACUGGUGUGACUAUUAACUACUAUGGGAAACGCUAUGGAAACUGGAGGUUCUCCUGGUCCUAUAUCAUCGGCUGGGUGUCAGUGGUGCUCACGUUCUUUUCAGGUAUAUUCUAUAUGUGUGCCUAUCGGAUGCAUGAAUGCCCCAGGAGCGUCAACUCUCACUAG
Pleuronectes platessa (European plaice) is the source of this 522-nucleotide messenger RNA. It is a transcript of the gene lim2.1, whose product is annotated as lens intrinsic membrane protein 2.1. The transcript has 4 exons. Gene Ontology annotation, cellular component: plasma membrane. The record is from RefSeq and is a predicted model, not a curated record. Lineage: Eukaryota; Metazoa; Chordata; Actinopteri; Pleuronectiformes; Pleuronectidae. The coding region runs from base 1 to 522 and encodes 173 amino acids. Gene Ontology annotation, molecular function: structural constituent of eye lens.